Molecule: messenger RNA, 1398 nt
Organism: Aureobasidium vineae
Lineage: Eukaryota; Fungi; Ascomycota; Dothideomycetes; Dothideales; Saccotheciaceae
Source: the annotation of a GenBank genome assembly
AGCGCCAUGGCUGAGGCUCUGACAGUACCUCUUUCUGUCGAAGACGAGAAAGUUCGCAAGUCGUCCUUGGAGAACUCCCAGAAUGAUUCACUGGAAUCGAUAGAGAGGAUCAGGNAGAUUGAUCCUGACAUUGAAAGGAGAGUCGUGCGCAAGUGUGACUGGUGGGUUGUACCUGCUCCGACAAUCAUCUUCGUGCUUUCUUUCAUUGACCGGAUCGAAGGUAUGCUGACAGACCUCCAUAUGGUCAAGCACGACUACAACAUCGCCUUGUUUAUCGUCUUUAUUCCAUUCAUCCUUUGUGAGACUCCAAGCAACAUGAUCCUUAAGCGCAUCACCCCACGCGUCUGGUUGAGCUUCUUGCUGUUCGGCUGCGGACUCAUGGCCAUCUGCCAGGGCUUGACGAAAUCCUUCGCGGGCCUGGUAGUCUGCCGCUUCAUCCUGGGAAUCUUCGAAGCUGGUAUCUCUCCUGGAAGCAUCCUCCUCAUCACCAUGUACUACCGCCGUGAAGAGCUGCCUCGCAGGAUCAGCUGGUGGUAUAUGUCAGGUACCAUAGCAGGCGCUUUUGGUGGUCUGCUUGCGUACGCUCUGGCAAACAUUAUCGUCAUGUACUGGUGGCUUGCAGACUGGCCAGCAGACUGUCGCUUUUUGACUCCAGAUGAGCACAAAGUACUGAUGUGGCGCCUGACGGAUGACAGUGAGGGCGAAGCCAAGAUGGAUCGAGUCAACUGGUCCAGAUGUGCAAGAGACUGGAAGANNACUGCAAUGUACUUUGGUGUUGUAGCACUCAACUACUCGACCAAUAACUUCAACCCAACUCUCCUGAAGGAGCUUGGCUAUACAUCUGCAGCAGCACAGAUUCACUCGAUUCCUUUGUAUGUCGUUGCCAGUGCCUUCUGUCUUGGGUCUUGCUACCUGUCGACAUACAUCAACAACAAAUUCUGGCCCCUGCAAUUCGGCGUGCUCCUCGGCAGCGUUGGCUUCAUCAUUCUUCUGGUUCAGAAGUCACCUAUGGUUGGACCCAGGGCCGCAUACAUGGCGCUCUUCUUCAUCACCAGUGCUGGUUACAUUGUACAGCCCAUGGUCGUGUCGUGGGUCAUGAACAAUGCAUCUGGGCAUUACAAGAGGGCGUUCACCUCGGGUACCAUGAUCGGCUUGGGCAAUGCUGGCGGAUUGGUAUCAAGCAAUGUCUUCUUCCAGGAAGAGGCGCCAUACUAUGCGACCGGAUACGGGACAUCGUUGGCAUUGCUGAUCCUGACAAGCAUCGCGGCAGUAGUGUUCUACCUUGGGCUCAACAGAGAGAAUGCCAAACGAGACGCUGGCAAGCGUGACAACCGGCUUCAGCUGUCGGAUGCUGACAAUCUUGGAGACGACCAUCCCUCUUUUCGCUUCAGUUUUUGA